GGCAGUUGCUUCUCGUCCAUUCAUUCGUAAACAAAUCCUAAAAUCAUUAGAACGUUUUGGACAUUUCACCGGAGUUUAUAUUGAGCAUGUUCGAUAUCUAACAAAAAACUCACUAAACUUCAGCAUUUUCGCAGAACGGUAUAACAUGCUAAUUGUAAAUAGGGGUAGGACAUUAAAGCUACACAGAUGUUUAUUACCUAAUCGUGUACACAGCGAACGAAAACUCACAAAUAACUACCAUCCGUGCACCGAACCGCCCUACGACGUGAUCGUCGUCGGCGGUGGUCACGCCGGGACGGAAGCAUGCACGGCCGCCGCCCGGAUGGGUGCCAGAACGCUGCUGGUGACCCACAAGAAAGCCACCAUCGGUGAAAUGUCCUGCAAUCCGUCGUUUGGUGGCAUCGGAAAGGGGCAUCUGAUUCGGGAGGUUGAUGCCCUGCAUGGCGUUUGUGGACGCUGCUGUGAUAAGAGUGGAGUACAGUACAAGGUGCUAAACAAACGGCGUGGUCCAGCCGUCUGGGGACCACGAGCGCAGAUCGAUCGAAAAUUGUACAAAGCGGAAGUACAGCGGGAGCUGGCGGCUACGAGAAAUUUGAAUAUUGUUGAAGCUUCGGUUGAAGAUAUCGUACUAGAGGGGUUUGAAGGCGAAUCGAAAAAUAGAAUAAAAGGAAUAAGUUUGAAAAAUGGCACAGUAAUAGAAACUAAAUCGCUGGUUAUUACUACGGGGACUUUUCUGAGAGGACAAAUCAAUAUUGGGCUGAAAACGAUGCCGGCCGGUAGAAUGGGUGAUGAACCAGCAAUUGGAUUGGCGAAAAGUCUUGAUGAACUGGGGUUUCGUCUUUCGAGGCUGAAAACUGGAACUCCACCUCGAAUAAAAUCAUCCUCGAUUAAUUUUAGCAUUCUUAGCAAGAAUUCAGGGGAUAAUCCACCCAUUCCAUUCUCCUUCAUGAACGAUCGAGUUUGGUUAAAUGCAGAGGAUCAGCUGGACUGCUAUCUGACUAGCACAAGCACCGAAGUGAACGAGAUUGUUAAGAGAAAUCUACACUGUAAUCGACAUGUGACGGAGGAACUGACCGGCCCCCGAUACUGUCCAUCGAUUGAGUCGAAGGUGCUGCGAUUCGGUGAAAAAACUCAUCAGAUCUGGUUGGAACCGGAAGGUUUCGAUAGUGAAUUGAUUUAUCCCAACGGGCUUUCUUGUACUCUGCCAGAAGAGGAACAGGUUAAAUUGGUUCGUUGUCUGCCGGGAUUGGAACAGGCUGAAGUCGUGCGGCCCGGCUAUGGAGUGGAAUAUGACUUUGUUGAUCCGAGAGAACUUUUUCCGACAUUGGAAACUAAACGAGUGGAUGGAUUGUUCUUUGCUGGGCAAAUCAACGGCACUACAGGAUACGAAGAGGCCGCUGCUCAGGGUGUUUUGGCCGGAGCGAAUGCUGCUGUUAAAGUUCAGGGUAAAGAGCGAUUGAUGAUUAGUCGAACCGAAGGCUAUUUGGGGGUGUUGGUUGAUGAUUUGACUACGCUAGGCACUAAUGAACCUUAUCGGAUGUUUACCAGUAGAGCAGAGUUUCGGCUUAGUUUACGACCGGAUAAUGCAGAUCUGCGGUUAACGGAAAAAGGGUACCAACUGGGAUUGGUUGACAAGGGCAGGUUUCGGAAAAUGGUUGAUAUUAGAGAUAAAUUGAAAAGAGCGACCGAAUUGCUGAGUGACAUAAAAAAGGGAAGCAAUACCUGGCGGGAGAAGCUGGGUCUGCCUUUAGGAAAGGCGAGUAUAUUUAAAAGUGGGUUUGAGAUGCUUGCGAUCAGCGCGGAUGAUAUUGCGACAGAACGGUUGUGUGACUUGGAACCCCAGGUGCUUGGUUGGAUUAGAGAAGAUCCAUUGCUCUGUCAAAGGCUAAAGAUCGAAGCCUUGUACAGCUUGUCUAUCCAGGAGCAAGCUAGAGAAGUGGAAGAAGUACAAAAACACGAGCGACUUCAUAUUCCUAGUUCAAUUGAUUAUCUAUCGAAGACGCUUAAUCUCUCAUUCGAAGAACAAGAGAAGCUUGUUAAUAUCCAACCUCAAACGAUUGCAGCCGCCAGUCGAAUACAAGGAAUAACACCAUCCACUAUCGUUCGACUCGUACGAUAUGUAAAACAGCAAGAAAUGACCACAUUCUGUUAACAUGCUUAGUUUCCGAACAAAAUGUGUGGAAGAGAAAACCAUUUCUUCAGUAGAAAAUAUACUUUACUCGCGGUAAUAAUAAAUAGUCAAUAUCGAAAAAAUAAAUACUUGUAUAUACACACUA
This is a messenger RNA of Wyeomyia smithii (pitcher-plant mosquito), 2276 nucleotides long. Its product is annotated as protein MTO1 homolog, mitochondrial. Gene Ontology annotation, molecular function: flavin adenine dinucleotide binding. The record is from RefSeq and is a predicted model, not a curated record. The coding region runs from base 146 to 2152 and encodes 668 amino acids. The transcript is spliced from 5 exons. Gene Ontology annotation, biological process: tRNA wobble uridine modification; tRNA methylation. Lineage: Eukaryota; Metazoa; Arthropoda; Insecta; Diptera; Culicidae. Gene Ontology annotation, cellular component: cytosol.